This is a messenger RNA of Trichobilharzia regenti, 4672 nucleotides long. NCBI's taxonomy places the organism in Eukaryota, Metazoa, Platyhelminthes, Trematoda, Strigeidida, Schistosomatidae. The record is from the annotation of a GenBank genome assembly.
UUAAUCACAUAUAUGUCUUAUGAAACCGCUUUAAAAAAUGCAUAUCACUUUUCGAAUAGAAAAAUAUUAUUGGUAGACUCAAGGUCUUUUGACCUCAGUGUUUAUUCCUUGCUGUUGCCAGGAAAAUUAAUCGAAGACGGUACACUUGUAGAAGGUCGUUAAGAAGACUUGAAUGUGCUACGUCCUAUGCAGAUAAUUUAAGUCGAAGUCCUCCUACGUAGAGCAUUAACUUACUGAAUCAUUGAUUCUUCGUUAACAUACAAACACUGCCAUGUGCUCUGAUCAAAAAGUUUAAAACCUUAAGGUCAUUAAUUAAAUGUUAGAUCCGUCGUAAAAUUAUUCUCACCCGCUGCUCUUUCGCCCUUGAAGUUCUCUCCACCUUGCAAACUACUUUGGAUUCAAAGCUUUUGGAUAUAGUCAACGUUACGCCCUAUUUUUGAUAUUGAAGAAUUUGCCCAUUGUGCAGCGUUGCACCUCUGUCUCGAGCUAUUAGUGAUGCAUUUUCCUUUUUUACUGUCUUCAGUUAUUGGUCUCUCAAACGUUAGUAUUUCUAGUAUGUCUUCGGGAUGUUUUUCUCUGUCUCUUCAAAGCAAUUAUUGCAGGAGCAUUUUGAACUUCUAUCGCUUCUCCGUGCAUCGGGAGACGGGAGAACUCAGCUUGAGUCAGGCUGCGAAAACCCAGGUACAAACACUUCCAGACUCUCUCCACAUACCCCAUCCGGGAUUACUAUUACUAGCCCUCACAGAAUAAGUGUGGCUCAUAUUCCAUUACUUUUCUGGAUAACUGAGUUUAAGGAAAGCUUCACUGCACUCGAGAUCUUCUGCUGAAGACUGAGAGUAGCCAUACGCUUCUUCUGAGUAGGAAUUACCUUGAAGUUUUGAAAAUUUCAUAUUCAUUUCUUAGUUAGAUAUGAAUGUUAUGCUGUAUUUUCGCUGAGAGGUAGACGUAUACAUGCGUAAAUUGACGCAUGGUCCUACUCCAAGAACCUACCUGACAGCCAUAGCCUACAUGAUUUAUUUGAGUCAGGUGUUUUUUAGUAAGACAAUGCUCCUUCUAACGUCGCUACUGACGUGGCUCAAUAACUGUAUCAGUCGAUAUUCAACUACAGUUCUCUAUGUUGGCAAUUACUUCACUUCGGCUCUGACAACUGUGUAAUAUUAUUUACAUGUACGCUAUUAAUGUAGCCCGUAUCCUGGUACAUAAAAUAUCCGAUCCAUGUAAAUGGUCUCUGUUGCGGAUUUUCACAAGUGAAGUCUUGACAGUCGUGACUGUUGUCUCCUUUUGCAUGAUCUUUUGAAAAUGAGUGCCUUUUCACUUGUUUAAACUAUUGUAUUUAAGUAGAAAAGUAAAUGCCAGUUGGUUUAAGUAUAUUUCCUUCAUUUUGUAGGAAAUCUUACCUCCUUUCCCAAGAAUAAUCUCUAACCUGACCUUAAAAGGAGACAUGGAAAGCCACAGUUAAUCCUUCUGUAUACGCGAAAAGCCUCAGAAAACUGCUCUUCUUACUCUGAUGCGUAAAUGUUACCCCAUCGCUAUGCGUCUGUGGUUUAGUGUUUCAAUGCCCACUAACCAUGCAUAUGGUCUGGACUCGAUCCCCGACCGCCGCACUCUUAGAUGUCACCUGUCCUGUGGUGAGCCGGUAAGAAGGGGAAGCUAAGCGUAGAAAUACCUCCGCUACUAGAAUUUCAAAGCAUCAAGCACUAUGUUCCCUAUGAACUCACAGGAACAGAAAAUCAGCUCCUGAAAUUACAUGGCAACUAACCACAAAACCUGACACCAGAGAGGAAGGAGAUUAUUCAGGUAAAUAAAAGAAAGAGGUACGAGACAGGAGUGUACUUUAGUUAUACAUGCUCUUGGAAUUGUGAUUGAUAAGUUUCCAUAGUUCGUUUCUUUGAGUUAUUGCCUAUCAUUCAUCCUGUCCUUAAAAGACAGCGAGAAGUGUAAUAGAACUGUAAGCCUACCUCUGUUUCUUGAUCUUAUCACAAAAAUGUCACCACCUGCCAGGCAUCUCAGCUUUACUAUUGUAUUUGUUGUAUCCAGGUAACUAAAGCAAGUCGGAAAUCCUAUUUUACUUAUGGGAGUUUUCUUGUGGUUUCUGUUUCCUUCAGAAUGCUUUCCUUUUGAGUAUCUCAUCAAAUUCACCCGAAGUCUAUUUCAAAAACUAUAUUGUUGGUAAAAGUUAUUGCAUGUGAAUUAGAAAUAGGCUAAUAUAGACAUUUUUGUUCUCUUUGUCUUACAGAAUACUGAUCACUGAAAAAUCCUCCACUUCUAGUGACCGAUUACAAACCAAGGCGGUUGGAAACGUUUAACGUGUCAGCAAAUAAAAUACAACAUAUCUAAAUUCAUGAUGUCACAUAAUGAAGUUACAAGUGCUUUUUUAUAUCUUUCUACAAAAGUCACUAUUUUCGAGCCUCCAGGGCCGCUAAACAGUGUGUUUUUUGAUGAUGCCGGCAAACAUAUUUUCACCCUUAGGUCACGUGGUACUAUGGGUGUGAAUGUCAAAUCCGUUGUGGAUGACACCAUACUAAAUUUUCGCAUAGAUGAUCAGGGGGAAGUUCUGAGCAUCAAAUUUUCUGAGGAUAAUCGCGUCUUGGCAAUACAGCGAAAUAACCAGUCUGUUGACUUCUUAAAUUUUAAGGAUAACUGUCCCAUUGGUGCUCAGUAUUCUCAAAGUUGCAAGAAUAAAUCAGCAGCACUUUUGGGAUUUGUGUGGUGUUCGAACUACGAGAUUCUCUUCAUCACUAAUGAGCAGCUUGAAUUAUAUCAGGUCUUGACUGACAGAAAUUCUGUUCGUUUGAACAAAUGUGUAAGCCUGAACACGGAUUGGUUUCUAUGGAAUCCCGAUACUCGCAUUUGCCUCACUUGCGGUCCAGAACAAAUGUUGCACAUUUUUAACUUAAAGACACCGGCUACGAUCUCCAAAGGAUCGAAGUUUCAGUUACCUACAUCUACAGAUACAAAUUCAACUCCUGUAGCGGUUGAACGAAAGCACUGCUUUUUAGCUCUCUUAUAUAAUAAUUUGUACUUCUGUGCGGUUCGUUAUGUUGAUCUACAUGAGGGGCGAGAUCUCAAUCGAACUGUUUGUUUCUACGCAGUCAAAACUGAGGAUCCUGUUGUCCUGACGCAUGUUUUGAUUUUGGAUUCAGAUGACUCUGUAUCAUUUAGUUUACUGGAUAAUUUAUUUAUGGUGCACUAUCAAAAGGACAAGGUUACCUCAGUUUAUGAUAUCGCUAUAACGGGUACUGUAAAUAACAACAUCAGUCAUCAUAAACCAAUAUUAAAGAAAGUAAUGACUGCACCAUUUAGUCUACCGACUAAAGUUGUUCCUGCCUUGUCGGCGAAUUUGGACACUCAGUUUCCUGUCGACUUAUAUUCAACUAAUUGGAUUAUUAACCUGUGCGGUGUUGUAAUUGAUAAUAAUUUAGGUUGCUCGUGGUUAUUAUGUUUGGAUAAUAGUGUCGUUUCCAAACUAAUCAAUAAUCAUAACCUAACUAUUGAGUUUCUUCUGCAUCGAUCUAAUGGUAAAAGUUCUCUAUUGGACUACUGUUCAAAAUUGAUGUCAGAUAGUAUAGACGAAGUGAUUUCAAACAUUAAUCAACCUCCUGUGUUCGAAUUCAAUGCUCGUUCAUUGAAUCGACGCUUGGAUCAAUUCGUGUUCAUCUUUAAGCGAAUAUGCAAAGUGUCCUAUUGUAUGCCUACUGGUACCAGAGGAUAUCAUAUGCAUUCUGAUACGUGUAACAUCGAUUCUAUGAACAAAACAUUAAACACGUGUUCUUCAUUGCCUGCUAAAAUGAAAACACCAUAUGAAGACAACAGUUUGAUUUCAUCUGCCAAUGACGUUGUCACUCAGUCAGAAAUAUACACUCAUAUAUUUUUAAAAAACCAACGAUCCGAGCAUUCGGAAGUUCGUAAAUUUCUGUGUUCUGUGGUGGUUGAGUAUAUUCGCGUAUUUUUGGAGCACAAUAUUUGCGUGGAACAUUGUUUCUACGAACUGCUUGUCAGUCUUGUGGCCAGAAUUGGGAAUUAUAUUCAAUACAGUUAUUAUAUUCAAAGUCGUUUGAUUGCAGACUCUAAGCCCAUUGCAUUACAGCUUUUGUCUUUGGAAACAGUAUAUCCUCCGGCUGGCCAGUUAGCUAUUGAUAUGUUGAAGAGGUUGGAUACGUGCAAUAGUGAACUAUUUGAUGCACUACUUAUUAAACAACGACCUUUGGAGGCAUUGAGGUUUUCUAGCUUGCAAUCUUCGGCUAACAUUGUCGACACGGAAAGUAUGUACAGCCUUCUAGAUACGGCUGAACAGGAUGGGGAUUCUAUCAAGUUUCACUGUGUUUAUCAUUAUUUGAAAGAAGGCAACUCGAUGUAUAAGGAACUUUUCCGUGAUACAGAUGAACGGUUUGAACGUUUUACCAAGCAUUACAAUGAUACGUAUUCAUGAAAUGAUAUACAUGUUCUUCUUGCAAAACACAUUCAUAUAUUUUGGAUUUUCAUUGGAUAAUGCCAUCCGUUUCUUAUUCCUUGCGUUCUCUUGUUGUAGUUGUUUUCUCCUCAGUGUAUCUCCAAAUUUGACUAUUUUGUAUUAUUUUGUGCCAACAAAAUGAUUAAUAUACUGCCGAGAGCUUAAUAAUUAUAUAAAAACCCAUGUUGAGUCAUUUGAAUAAAAACAUGCAUCAUAGUGUGA